Molecule: messenger RNA, 585 nt
Organism: Prunus armeniaca (apricot)
Lineage: Eukaryota; Viridiplantae; Streptophyta; Magnoliopsida; Rosales; Rosaceae
Source: the annotation of a GenBank genome assembly
AUGCAAGCAAUCCUGAGAAAAAUCACAAAGUACGAACCGCCCAAGCCACAGAGCUACAAAUGCAGCCAACCGACAAGGUCCUUGCUUGGUGCAUCACCGAAAUACUGUAUCCAGUUGCUGAACCGAAGAGAGGUGUUGGGAGAAGUAGGAGCACCUCUCAGCAAAAUUGCAAGCUGGUCCACCUCUUCCAAGGUGAGAGCAAUGUCGAAGGGACUCCGAUCACCGCAAAUUGGAAGGCGUCAGAUAUUCGCCACAUCUUCAAGGGUAGGGGUAACUCUCCCCAUGAGCACACAAAGGUAUGGUAGCAGCGCUCCACCUCCGAACCACAUGACGAAGCAUCUUCGCUUCAAUAUGGAUAUCUCACAGCUUGGAAAAGAAGAUGGCAUCCAGAAUAUUGCAUGUGGACGGAUCCAGCAGCUCACGGCCCUUCUCAAUGCAGCACUUGGAUAUGGAGACAGGAUCAACUAUAGGAGCAAUUUCUGGCAAUGGCUCAUCACCAACAACGGGAUUCUCACAGGCAUCUUCAAGCAACAAGUGCGGCCUUUUUGCUUUGAGAUUGCCAUCCAUGGAGUAAAGGUGGUCUAA